Messenger RNA from Alosa sapidissima (American shad), 2887 nucleotides. It is a transcript of the gene cacng2a, whose product is annotated as calcium channel, voltage-dependent, gamma subunit 2a. The record is from RefSeq and is a predicted model, not a curated record. The coding region runs from base 1850 to 2869 and encodes 339 amino acids. The transcript is spliced from 4 exons. Gene Ontology annotation, molecular function: voltage-gated calcium channel activity; channel regulator activity. NCBI's taxonomy places the organism in Eukaryota, Metazoa, Chordata, Actinopteri, Clupeiformes, Clupeidae. Gene Ontology annotation, cellular component: AMPA glutamate receptor complex; postsynaptic density membrane. Gene Ontology annotation, biological process: neurotransmitter receptor internalization; positive regulation of synaptic transmission, glutamatergic; regulation of AMPA receptor activity.
GCAACCGUUCGGUGAACGAGCUCUUGGCUUAGGAACCAGUGCGCAGAAGCUGACGCGAGAGGAGAAGAGAGUCGUCUGAGCAAGGAGAAUUUGCAUCCAUGCGCCGUGCUUAGCUGUCGUCCGAGAAGAAGCGAGCCAAAUCAAACGUGCAACACUGACACCGAUGUUCAGAACAACACGGGCUCCAAUCUGUGCCGUGCUCCUCAGGCUCCAGACGUGCUAGUGUCGGGUUGGUGUGGCGUGCCGUGGAUACCCUCUCCUGGUUGUAUAAUUCUUCUCUCGCUCAGCAGCAGCAGCAGCACGUCCUUACAGCCCUCCUCCCCCAAAAUCUCCACUUUUAUCCAAGCAAAGAGAAACGAGGAAACGGGGUCCCUUCGUUUUUCAGCCUAUUCUAACUAAUACUGCUCCGUUCAGAUUGAUUUUCUUUUACAUGGCGCAAGGGCUAUGCGAGCGGGACGGUAGUGGUUCCGAUUCUGGGUGUGAUACAACCACCGUGGAUUUGGAUAUCCAAGCAACAGCAUCAGCAACAGAGCAUUCGGGGAGCAGUUCCGGCGCCCCCACCACCUUGUUCUCUACCCGGCUCUAUGUCGAGUAAUGGUCGGCUCGUUUUGCUGGAUGCUCCCCGCUUUAUACGGAUCGUCGACGGCAUCUCCUCCAACAGCAAAUUGCCAUUUUCGACGGAAACCCUCCAAGAGCUAGGAGCUACAUAUGGAAACUGGGGACCAGAAUUUUAGGAAAAAGGAAAUCUAGCGGUUGUUUAAUUUGUUCCAUUUCCGUCUGAUUUGUCAGUUAAAUAAUUAAUUUGUCGUGCUUGAUUUGUUUCAUUCCAUCGUUGGUUUGAUUUGUCGAUUUAAAUGCUCGCUCAAUGAUAUUUCGAUUCACCAUUUGACAGAUAUCCUCUAUUUCCUUUUUUAAAUUUCCACUGGACUUUCAUCUACUCAUUUGCAUUCUACUCUCCCUUAUUUGAAAAUAUCUUUCCCUGUCCUUCAUUUUCCUUGGCCCCUCUCUCCCAGCUUUCCCGGUAGAUUUAGACGGACUGGGCUUACAUAUACAUAUUCAAAAACUGCAUAGACGGUCCUACGCGGCAUAUUCUGUCACGUAGGCCAGCUUUAUUAAAAUUCAUUUAAUUCUUUCAAACAUAUUGAAGUGCUUGGCAGACACUGCUGUCUAUACGAGCCUGCCAUUACUCUAACGUCUCCCCACCCCCUUCCACGCUAACCAUUUCAUCUGAGUUUAGCGUUCCUCACAGUGCAGUGUUUAUCCUUUUGAUCCUAACCCAUCAACCUACCUUGCCUGUGAUGUGCAAGUGUUGAACUAUUAAUUUAAGAAACACUGUCAGAGACUCAGUGGCAUUUUGCAACCAGUUGGUCUCGUAUUCAUCAAUCGAUAGAAUAUAUCGAUUUGCCUAUUCAUUUUUAUGAUAUAUCCUCUACAUUAUUUAAGGCCUAAGUAAUUACACGUUAUAUACAAAUAAUAUAAAUAAUCUCAUUGCUUGCUAGCUUUACAGCUCGAGCGUAGGUGUAAACUGUAGCUGUAGGAAAAAGCAGUUGUAGAUUUUUAGCCUCGUUAGGCUAUUGAAGUGGCUAUAUUUCUUCUUGGUAGGAAUAGAAUUAUAUAAGACGAGCAGGCAGACGAAAUAACGGCGCCUCGCUUCCCAACCUCCCUGAAACGUUGACCAAUUUCUCUCUUGCUUGGUUCUCACCCAAACGCAACCAUAAGGUUCCUACCGCAUCCUCCCCCUUCCCCCUCCUUUCGAUCAAAUAUAUCCCAUUUUUUUAGUUUGGUUUGGUCCCGUAAAUUUUCAAAUAUUUACUUCCUAUACAUCAAAAGGAAAGGGGGUCCCCCUUUCAUGGAAUGCGGCAACAUGGGCGUGUUUGACCGCGGAGUUCAGAUGCUAUUGACCACUGUCGGUGCAUUCGCCGCCUUCAGUCUCAUGACCAUCGCGGUGGGCACGGACUACUGGCUCUACUCGCGCGGCGUGUGCAAAGUCAAAUCGGUCAGCGAGAAUGAGACCAGUAAGAAGAACGAAGAGGUGAUGACCCACUCUGGCUUAUGGAGGACGUGUUGCUUGGAAGGAAACUUUAAAGGAUUGUGUAAACAGAUAGAUCAUUUUCCAGAGGACACAGACCACGAAGCAGAUCCCUCAGAGUACUUCUUACGUGCGGUGCGAGCGUCCAGCAUCUUCCCCAUCCUCAGUGUCAUCCUGCUCUUCAUGGGUGGGCUUUGCAUAGCCGCCAGUGAGUUCUACAAGUCCCGCCACAACAUCAUCCUCAGUGCCGGAAUCCUCUUCGUAUCCGCAGGUCUCAGCAACAUCAUAGGCAUCAUCGUUUACAUAUCAGCCAACGCGGGGGACCCCUCUAAAAGCGAUAGCAAGAAGAACAGCUACUCGUACGGCUGGAGCUUCUACUUCGGCGCGCUCUCCUUCAUCAUGGCCGAGAUGGUGGGCGUGCUGGCCGUGCACAUGUUUAUCGACCGGCACCGGGAGCUGCGUGUCGGGGCGCGUGCCGCCGACUACCUCCAGGGCUCGGCCAUCACCCGCAUCCCCAGCUACCGCUACCGCUACCGGCGCCGCUCGCGCUCCUCCUCCCGCUCCACGGACCCGUCGCACUCGCGCGACACCUCACCCGUGGGCCUCAAGGGCUUCGGGGCGCUGCCCUCCACCGAGAUCUCCAUGUACACGCUGAGCCGAAGCGGCGGCGGCGGGGGCGGAGGGGGAGGCGGAGGCGACACCCUCAAGGCCUCGCACGGGACACCCACGGCCACCUACAACUCGGAGAGGGACCACAACUUCCUGCAGGUCCACAACUGCAUCCAGAAGGACCUGAAAGACUCGGCCAACGCCGCCAACCGACGCACCACGCCAGUAUGAAGGGGGGGAGGGGGGUAG